GUUUCCCCCUCGUUCUCUGAAGAAUGGCAUCAGGGUUUGGCUACCACGGAGGUGUCCCUCGCUGCUUCGCAUACUGGCAGGAGUUCUCCAAAUGCUAUGCCCAGACGGACGUCCCUAGCCAGUGCACGGCGCAAGCCGAAGACUACCUCGAAUGCCUCCACCACACGAAGGAGAUUGCGCGUGCGAAAGCAGUCAAGGCCGAAUUCAUCCGCAAGGCGGAGCACCAGGCCCACGAUAGGCGCAAGGCGGCGGAUAUUCUUGCGGACGGUGUCAUUGUCGGUGUUGGGCUGAUACAACGUGGGGAGGCGGCGCAUUCGAAGUAGGCGCUAUGCCAUUUCUCUAAUCUAUCUCGCUUUCA
Messenger RNA from Dichomitus squalens LYAD-421 SS1, 358 nucleotides. RefSeq lists its product as uncharacterized. The transcript is spliced from 5 exons. Lineage: Eukaryota; Fungi; Basidiomycota; Agaricomycetes; Polyporales; Polyporaceae. Bases 24 to 323 code for a protein of 99 amino acids. Gene Ontology annotation, biological process: mitochondrial respiratory chain complex I assembly. The record is from RefSeq and is a predicted model, not a curated record.